GACCGCCACUUUCAUGUGACGAAAAAGAAGGCUUAAGAAUAUAGGAAAUGGGUCGCACAAAGUCUGGAGGUGGAGGAAGUAACGUGGCUGGCAGUAGUCAUAGUCCAUCUUCUGAUACGAACUCCACAAGCAGUACUGCAGCGGCCGAGGUUCGCAUCAAAGACCUGCUGAAGGAGCUUUAUCAUCUCAUUCACCAAGUACAGGAUGAAAGAGCUAGGGGAGAGCACAACCUCACAAAUAUCUCAAAAACACACGAACGAAUGCAGCAGGAACAAAAAGUGACUCCUUAUUACAAGAACAAGCUAAAAGGUCUGUACAAAACAGCCAUGCAAGAUGCUGAACUAGAAGCAGAGUUACUACGAAAAGCUCUUGACAAGAUUGCUGAAGUAAAAAGCAUCAGAGAAAAUCGGCGACUUGGUAAAAUAAAAGAUUCAGACCGUCCAAAACCGAUCAUGAGGCGAGGUGUGUUAAUGACUAUGUUACAACAGAAUGCACAAACUUUACCCCUAUGGGUCAGCAAGCCUGGAGAAAAGCCGCCACCUCUGUGUGGAGCUAUCACGGCUGACAACAACUAUGUAGCCAAACCCGGAGACAAAGUAGCAGCCAGAGUUAGGUCCGAGGACGAAGAGAACUGGAUCCUAGCGGAAGUGGUGACCUUCAACUCCUCAACCAACAAAUACGAUGUAGAUGAUAUUGAUGCAGAUGAAGGAAAAGAACGACAUACCCUCAGUAAAAGAAGAAUUGUUCCACUGCCUAUAUGGAAAGCUAAUCCAGAAACUGACCCUGAGGCAUUAUUUACAAAAAAUAUGUUGGUGCUAGCAUUGUACCCUCAGACAACCUGUUUUUAUAGAGCCCUCAUACAUGAACCGCCUAAAAAGCCACAGGAUGACUAUUCUGUGUUAUUUGAGGACACCUCCUACCAGGACGGCUACUCCCCUCCACUCAUGGUUGCCCAGCGCUAUGUUAUCGCAUGCAAGGAAGACAAAAAGAAAUAAACAUACCCGGGUACCUGGUCAAAUAAUGUUCCAUGUGACAUUCACAUCUGAAAACAUCUCUAGAGAAUUCUUCCUUAAUGAAUUGAAGCCUUCCAUUUCCAUUGUUAGUUAAAUCAUUGAUGAUUAAUUUAUAAGUUAAGUCUAUGAAGGAUUCUAUUUGUGGGAUAUAAAAUUUAGAUAAAAAUGAAGGUAUUAGCCAUUUUAUAAAUAUACGUGUAGCAUAUACAGUGUGCAAAUAGUUUAAUACAAAAACCAAGUGGGAAAAUGUGGGAUGGGGGAUUUUCAUUGCAGAACAUGUGAACAUUGAAAACAAAUAUGUGCGCUAUAUAGUAUUGAUAUAUCCAUAUUAAAGUAGACCGAAUUCUUACUUAAGCCCACCAUCAUCAGAUAGUGUGAUCUUCAAUCAUUCUUCGUGAGUGGCAUGUUGUCUGUUCAUCCGUUAACAAUCCAUUUACUGAGUAAUUGCUUUUUCUUGAGAAGUACUGGAAGGAGAAAUUUCUUGCUCACAGAAAGUUCUUUUUGGUUGGAUCUUUCUUAGACCUGUUUCUCAGCAUCCUGAGAAGCACAAACUGCCACAGGUAGGGAGCAUUGAACCAUACACCUGAGGUUUUGUGGCUAGCACUCUAAAUGACUGAGCAGUGAGCUAUCACAACCCCCUCCCCCCUUUUGAAAGUUCACAAAGGGACAAACCCAGCAAUGUGUGGAAAGUGUAAUAGCUAGUGCUCCGAUAUUUUCCUGUGAGGAACAGAUAAAUAACAAUUCAUGUUAGAAUGUCAACAAUGUCAUGUUCAAAUAUUUACCAUGUAUUCAUUUAUAUGUAAUAAAGUCAUAUCAAAUCUAUAAUAAUUAUAGAUUUUAAUAUUAAGUAUUAACAUUUUUAGACCUAUAUGUAUAGACUGACUGUAAAACAGUUGUUAGUUUUAUACAAAUGUUUCCAUUAUGUAGCCUGCUCCACUAGCAAUAUACAUUACAAUUUUAUAAUAGAUUCAAGUAUGUUUAAUUAUAAACAAAACAUGAAUGUUACCAAUACUCUAUUAAGGGUAAAUGUUGUUACUAUAUAAUAGUUCUUCAGUGGAAAAAUAUUUCAAUUUUCACUUUCGCAAAAAGAUCAAUGUUAAAAGUUCAAAUGAUAAUUAUUGAUGUGCUAGUACAUACAUGUACACAGUGGAAAUUUUAUCUUCCAUUUUUUUCCCAUGAAAUUAUUAAUUGGUUUGAAUUGUUUACAAAUACUUAAGCUGUCUAAGAACUUGUCUGAUUGAUAAAUGUCUCAUUAUGCAAAACAUCACACAGCAAUGUGUAUAUUUAUACCAAGUUUAUUUUAUGAAAUUAUUUCAUUUUGAUUUUUCUCAAUUUUAAUAAAUUCUGACAAUUUAUAUGGGGGGAAAAAAAUGUUUACUACAUGAACAAUGUUAAUACUGAACUAGUGCUUCUAUAAAAUCAAACUCAAUCUCUCCCAGAAUGAGUUACAGUCCCCUUUAAAUGAAUUAGCACGUUAACAAUUUACCUAAUGUAUUAUGAAUUGUUUCUUCCCAAUUGAUAUUCAUUCUCUCCUUAUCAGAUACAUGUGUACCAGUAAUAGUUUAUGAUCUAUUAUUUGAUAAUUAUUUAAUAUGUUGUUAUUUUACCUUUUUAACAACAGGGCCACGGUGGCCGUGUGGUUAAGGUGUCCCGACACUUUAACACUAGCCCUCCACCUCUGGGUUGCGAGUUUGAAACCUACGUGGGGCAGUUGCCAGGUACUGACCGUAGGCCGGUGGUUUUUCUCCGGGUACUCCGGCUUUCCUCCACCUCCAAAACCUGGCACGUCCUUAAAUGACCCUGGCUGUUAAUAGGACGUUAAACAAAAACAAACUAUUUUAACAACACAUACAAUUUGUCUGCCAGGAAAAAAGUAAGGUCAUUUGGACCAUUAAACAAACACUGGGCCAUUUGGCCCCAAUAAACAAAAACUUAGGGUUAACAGAUCCUGGUUAAAAAUAAAUAAGACAACUGCACUCCCUUUUGAAAAGGAAUAACAGAGUUGAAAAUAACUGCGAUAAACUUUUAACUCAAUUUGAUUAUAAACCCGACAGUGGUUACCAUUUUGACCUGAUGACAUGAACAUCAUCAGACAUUUGGUUUUUUCUUUUUAGUUAAAUUUUACAUUGUUCCUUGUACCAUUUCACUUCUGACUAUUUUCUUGAACUGAACACAAACAUGUGCUGCUUUAUAAAUAUACAUCAGUGUUGAUGUUUGAAAUCUCUGUACAUUGUAAUAGAUUACAUGAAGUGACAGGAAAUCUGAUUGUAAUGGGAAUGUUAUCCCUAUUUAUGUAUGAUUUGUAAAUAAAAUUCUGUAAUAUACAAGC
Pecten maximus is the source of this 3342-nucleotide messenger RNA. Its product is annotated as SAGA-associated factor 29-like. The record is from RefSeq and is a predicted model, not a curated record. The coding region runs from base 48 to 995 and encodes 315 amino acids. The transcript is spliced from 9 exons. NCBI's taxonomy places the organism in Eukaryota, Metazoa, Mollusca, Bivalvia, Pectinida, Pectinidae. Gene Ontology annotation, cellular component: SAGA complex.